Messenger RNA from Ziziphus jujuba (common jujube), 609 nucleotides. RefSeq lists its product as uncharacterized. The transcript is spliced from 2 exons. Bases 1 to 609 code for a protein of 202 amino acids. NCBI's taxonomy places the organism in Eukaryota, Viridiplantae, Streptophyta, Magnoliopsida, Rosales, Rhamnaceae. The record is from RefSeq and is a predicted model, not a curated record.
AUGGCUGAUUCUUCUUCUACUUCUUUGACUGAUAACCAAACCUUUGAUUUUGCCAAUUUAGUUUUCCUCAAUGUAGCUACUCAAGCACCUAUUUGCCUUUCUUCUGAUAAUAUUUUUACUUGGAAAGCUCAGUGGGAUGCCCUUCUUUAUGGCUAUGCCCUCACUGGUUAUAUUGAUGGCUCUCUUAUGUGUCCACCUUCCUCUUCCAAUGUGGCAUAUAUGUAUUGGACUCGACAGGAUCAGCUUCUAUAUGGGUCCCUAUUAGCAUCCUUGUCUUGUGAUCUUGCUCCCAUGGUUGCCUCGGCUAAAACUUCACGAGCAGCAGAUGAGCUAGCCUUACUUAAUGCACCUCUCAAAGAUGAAGAAAUCACUAUUUAUGUUAUCAAUGGCUUAAAUUCUGAUUUAAAAGAAAUUUCUGCAGCACUUCGUUCCAGGGACACUGAAAUUUUUUUUGAACACUUACAUGAAAGGCUCUUGGAAUAUGAGGCAUAUCUUCACAAGACCGGUUCUCAAAUCAGUGAUGAUGCCGUUGCUGUAGCUCAUGUUGUAAACCAUACCACCUCUUCUUCUGGUUUUAAUCUUAACUUCUCCAGGAAACCAGGUUCUUGA